This is a messenger RNA of Mizuhopecten yessoensis (Yesso scallop), 1438 nucleotides long. RefSeq lists its product as uncharacterized. NCBI's taxonomy places the organism in Eukaryota, Metazoa, Mollusca, Bivalvia, Pectinida, Pectinidae. The record is from RefSeq and is a predicted model, not a curated record. The transcript has 2 exons. Bases 86 to 910 code for a protein of 274 amino acids.
AAGUGAUAAGUCAGAAAGUCGUUUAGAGGAUAAUAGUGGUUUUGGUGAUGGAGAUAGCCGUUCAUGUCGUGGUGAUCAUUCCUUAAUGGGAGGUAACUCCUUCAGUAAAUGGAAUUCUGUGUAUAGUAAAAACAUCCCCGUAGCCAACGUAUCGCCGAUGGUGCACGGCCAUAGCACAACGUCAUCAAAAACAAAAGUUGACGUCACUAGACCGGAGUCAUGUGACCAUUUUAAAUGUGACAUCGAUCCAAAUAAGCCCGUUGACCAGAAACCGUCCAGUAUCAGUGUCAGUGAAACGUUUGGUGAUAUCAAGUUUGACGAGCGUUUUAUUGACGACGAUUUGCUAGUGUUAGAUAAAAAUGACGUUUCGACUUUUUCAAGAUCACGUAACAUGAUGAAAAGUUUAAAUCGACAGAAGCAAUUAUCAGAUGAACAGGCAAACGAGCGUAAAACUGUGAUAUCCGACUGUCCUGUCCAGUCUGACGUGGAUGAGGAAGACUCAAUCCACGAGCGGAAAUAUUGUACAUCUCGAUCACAAUCGGCGGACAAGUCUCGAUCAUCCUCGGCCGACAAAUCGCGGUCGUCCUCGGCCGACAAGACUCGAUCUCUGCUAGCGGAAAUCGCCAAUUCUGACGGCUAUGUGGCGGAGUCCAAGGUCAAGGCCAAGACUGAUGACCUCUUAACCGAUGACCCGGCAACACUUGGUCGGGAGGAGAGAGCUUUAUUGAGAGCUAUAAAACGGUUUGAGGAAAUGGAAGAGAGACCCGACCUACCCCCGUCAUCUCCUAAACCCGCGAAACAAUCUAACACUAAACUCAAGGUAAGUAAAAUCAAACAACAGACUCAAGGACCUCGCGUACUAAUAUUCCAUUUAUUCUUGUCAGUUAAUCCACAGCCACCAGUUAUUUAAGGUGCAGCAGAAUGUUUGUUUUUUACCCCAAAUGUAUGUUGCAAUCCUAAAAACGUUAAGAGAAUGAAAGACAUUCCUCAUAGUUACAUUGUAUUUAAUCAACAUCGUUUUGGGUCUUUCAAACAAUUUCAAUAAAUAUCAGAAUAUUCUUAUACGCACAGAAACACGCCUGUUGCAACAGCGACAAUUGAUUACACAGCCAGUCUAUUUCCGCGGGAAUCGUGGCAUAUACUUGAUGUAUCUAUGGCAACAAGCUAGCGACAUACACAAACCCAAAUAGUACCAUGGAGACAAUACUUAGAAACACUAUGGAAUAAUAGUGAAUUGCAUUUCAAUAUAUUAGGUACAACAUUACGUGGGUGCAUAUUUUACCUCGGUUGUACUAUUUUCGUGUAUUCCUCGUCCUUUUUUGGUGACGUCACAAAUUGUAUAUUAUUGGGAAAUAAUUAACAUAGGACACAAGGUUAAUCUAGGCACUGUGCAAAACAAAUGAUAUUUCAAACUUAUAAAUACAUAUUAAAUAACCAA